Messenger RNA from Fomitiporia mediterranea MF3/22, 498 nucleotides. RefSeq lists its product as uncharacterized. The transcript has 3 exons. Gene Ontology annotation, molecular function: structural constituent of ribosome. Gene Ontology annotation, cellular component: mitochondrial large ribosomal subunit. Gene Ontology annotation, biological process: translation. The coding region runs from base 1 to 378 and encodes 125 amino acids. The record is from RefSeq and is a predicted model, not a curated record. Lineage: Eukaryota; Fungi; Basidiomycota; Agaricomycetes; Hymenochaetales; Hymenochaetaceae.
AUGUCACUCGCUCUCAAUCCCUUGCGAGCCUCAUUUUUUCCUCUAGCGAACUUAGCAUGGCGUCCCACGACGGCAUGGGCUGUACUUAGACCUGCUGCACUUCUUUCACCAUUUCACCUCGCGAUUCCCUCAUGGAACUCACUCCUCGAGCUUUUCCCUCCUAUUUUAUGGGCAGUUCCUAAGAAGAAGGUCUCGCAUUCUCGGAAAGCCAUGCGCUCAGCGCACAAGGGUUUAAAGGACAAGUCGAAUAUUGUCAGCUGUCCGGGUUGCGGGUCGGCGAAAUUAGCACACAACAUAUGUCCAAAGUGCUACUCGCAAAUAAACCGAGAUUUUAAACGGAAAGCGCGAGAAGCGGAAGAUGUCGAGUAUAAAAGCUGAAGGCAAACAGCUGAUUGGCAUUUCGUCAGGAGCUGAGGCAGAGUCACUCUUAGCAACACCUGCAGAAUAUCCUCUCAUGUUAUUUGGAUAUCCUCCUUUGCACUAAUGUAACUGUCGAAG